AUGGAGUGGAUGUGGGCGCUCGUGCUGCUGGCAGCGCUGGGCAGCGGCCGGGCGGAGCGCGACUGCCGCGUGAGCAGCUUCAGAGUAAAGGAGAAUUUCGACAAGACGCGCUUCUCCGGCACCUGGUACGCGAUGGCUAAGAAGGACCCCGAGGGCCUCUUUUUACAGGACAACAUCAUCGCCGAGUUCUCCGUGGAUGAGAGCGGGCAGAUGAGCGCCACGGCCAAGGGCCGAGUACGCCUUUUGAACAACUGGGACGUGUGCGCAGACAUGGUGGGCACGUUUACAGACACUGAGGACCCUGCCAAGUUCAAGAUGAAGUACUGGGGCGUAGCAUCCUUUCUCCAAAAAGGAAACGAUGACCACUGGAUCAUCGACACAGACUACGACACGUACGCUGUGCAGUACUCCUGCCGCCUCUUGAACCUUGAUGGCACCUGUGCUGACAGCUACUCCUUCAUCUUUGCCCGCGAUCCCUAUGGGUUGCCCCCGGAAGUGCAGAAACUCGUGAGGCAGAGGCAGGAGGAGCUGUGCCUGGCCAGGCAGUACAGGAUGAUUGUUCAUAAUGGUUACUGUGAUGGCAAAUCAGAAGGACACGUUUUGUAGCCACAUCGUGGAUGUAAUGUUCAAUUUGAAAACUUCCCAUCGACUCUCAUUCAGCCUUCAACUCUAUUUAUCUUAGGAACUUAGUUUGCCCCUCUCUCUCCUCACCUUCCCUCAGUAAAUAUAAAACCUUCAGGACACAUAAAAAUAUAUGUGGGAACGAGUGCAUCUGUUUGAAGCCAAAUGUGUGUCUUUACUGGAGUUUUUUAGGAGUAAUUUGAGGCCUAGGAUUCCAGACUUUGAUUUAUUAAAAUAUAGUCAAAUGUUUCCUAUGACUUGAGUUUUUAUUCAUGUUCCUGUCUGUGUCAAGGUAAGAAGUCCUGGCAAAUGGUCAGGCUUUAUAUAUACAAGAAGGGCAUUCUUUCCUCCCGGCUCUUCAUGACCUUUGGCCUGUUCUAGUGUCUAAUCUCCAUUAUCAAUGACUGUGGCUUCUCCCAACUUCCUGAAAAAGAGAUUUCCCCCAUUAACCACCAGCCUGAUGAAGGCACUGAGGCCGAAAGAAGAAGUGAGUGCAGGCCAGGCCAGUGGACUCCAGGCGUCAGUUUGCAAA
Molecule: messenger RNA, 1153 nt
Organism: Loxodonta africana (African savanna elephant)
Lineage: Eukaryota; Metazoa; Chordata; Mammalia; Proboscidea; Elephantidae
Gene: RBP4
Product: retinol binding protein 4
Exons: 5
Coding region: 1-606 (201 amino acids)
Biological process (GO): retinol transport
Molecular function (GO): retinol binding; retinol transmembrane transporter activity
Source: RefSeq, a predicted model, not a curated record